AUGUCCAAUCAAACUCUUGGUGCUCUUGGAGAAUUUUGUUUGCACCUGGUUCCAAUCAAUUGGAUCUCCAGCGAACCUGCUUCGCUAGCCGAGGACCAGGCCGCAUUUGGUGGAAUGAAGAGAUUGCAGCAGUUUGGCAAGGCACGAGUCGCUCGCAACAUUGUUGCGGCUUUCCCUCAAAGGGCUUUGGACAUCAUUCGAGGAGGUCAGUUUCAAGGUGGUGACUUGGAUGUUGGGGCCAACUACGUGUGGCUUCGGCCAAUUGUCGCGGAGUUCAAGCGUUUUGUGCCGGGGUCAUUGGUAGUGACCGAUAUCCUGGUGUAUGCUGACAGUCUUUUGGACGGGAAGCUUUUCCCCCAAGUUCCCAAGCUGGCGCAAAUCAGCAAAGAGGCGAGCCGGAUCAAGAAGCUGGUUGGAACCUUGCGAACCCUGUACCGCAACAGCCAGCCAGUUGAACCUGAGGAAAUUUUCAGUUUGGGAGACCAAAUCAGUUGA
Messenger RNA from Cladocopium goreaui, 495 nucleotides. The record is from the annotation of a GenBank genome assembly. NCBI's taxonomy places the organism in Eukaryota, Dinophyceae, Suessiales, Symbiodiniaceae.